AUGGAGUUAGGUAAGGAUAUGCAAAGAGAAACUUCAUGGACAACUCAAAUAGAGGAGGUUAAUAAAGACCAAGAAAAGUACAAAGAGGAAAUAAAAGAGACGUAUGCGCAAGUUGUAAAGGAGAAAGAGACGAUCAAGGAAGUGCGUUUGGAAGUCAAAACCAGAAAUGACCAACAAGAAGCAGAAAUGAAACAAGCAGUUAGGAAACAACUGGAAAGUGUAAGUCACCAAAGUGUAAGCCAGGAAAGUGUAAGCCAGGAAAGUGUAAGCCACCAAAGUGUAAGUCCCCAAAGUGUAAGCCAGGAAAGUUUAAGUCCUCAAAGUGUAAGUCACCAAAUUGUAAGUCACCAAAGUGUAAGCCAGGAAAGUGUAAGUCCCCAAAGUGUAAGUCACCAAAGUGUAAGUCACCAAAGUGUUAGCCACCAAAGUGUUAGCCACCAAAGUGUAAGUCACCAAAGUGUAAGCCACCAAAGUGUAAGUCAGGAAAGUAUAAGUCACCAAAGUGUAAGUCACCAAAGUGUAAGUCACCAAAGUGUAAGUCAGGAAAGUGUAAGUCACCAAAGUGUAAGUCACCAAAGUGUAAGCCAGGAAAGUGUAAGUCACCAAAGUGUAAGCCACCAAAGUGUAAGCCAGGAAAGUGUAAGUCACCAAAGUGUAAGUCAGGAAAGUGUAAGUCACCAAAGUGUAAGUCACCAAAGUGUAAGCCAGGAAAGUGUAAGUCACCAAAGUGUAAGUCACCAAAGUGUAAGCCAGGAAAGUGUAAGUCACCAAAGUGUAAGUCCCCAAAUUGUAAAUCCCCAAAUUGUAAAUCCCCAAAGUGUAAGUUACCAAAGUGUAAGUUACCAAAGUGUAAGUUACCAAAGUGUAAGCCAGGAAAGUGUAAGUCACCAACGUGUAAGUCCCCAAAGUUCACCAAAGUGUAAGUCACCAAAGUUUAAGUCACCAAAGUGUAAGCCAGGAAAGUGUAAGUCACCAAAGUUUAAGUCACCAAAGUGUAAGCCAGGAAAGUGUAAGUCACCAAAGUUUAAGUCACCAAAGUGUAAGCCAGGAAAGUGUAAAUCACCAAAGUGUAAGUCCCCAAAUUGUAAGUCACCAAAGUGUAAGUCACCAAAGUGUAAGCCAGGAAAGUGUAAGUCACCAAAGUGUAAGUCACCAAAGAGUAAGCCAGGACAGUGUAAGUCACCAAAGUGUAAGUCACCAAAGUGUAAGCCAGGAAAGUGUAAGUCACCAAAGUGUAAGCCAGGAAAGUGUAAGCCACCAACGUGUAAGCCACCAAAGUGUAAGUCACCAAAGUGUAAGUCACCAAAGUGUAAGCCACCAACGUGUAAGCCACCAACGUGUAAGUCACCAACGUGUAAGUCACCAAAGUGUAAGCCAGGAAAGUGUAAGUCACCAAAGUGUAAGCCAGGAAAGUGUAAGUCACCAAAGUGUAAGUCACCAAAGUGUAAGUCACCAAAGUGUAAGUCACCAAAGUGUAAGCCACCAACGUGUAAGCCACCAACGUGUAAGCCACCAACGUGUAAGUCACCAAAGUGUAAGCCAGGAAAGUGUAAGUCACCAAAGUGUAAGCCAGGAAAGUGUAAGUCACCAAAGUGUAAGUCACCAAAGUGUAAGUCACCAAAGUGUAAGCCAGGAAAGUGUAAGUCACCAAAGUGUAAGCCAGGAAAGUGUAAGCCACCAACGUGUAAGUCACCUGUUGAUAGAUUGAAGAGUAUUUAUGUUGUGUCGUGA
Procambarus clarkii (red swamp crayfish) is the source of this 1731-nucleotide messenger RNA. Lineage: Eukaryota; Metazoa; Arthropoda; Malacostraca; Decapoda; Cambaridae. The record is from RefSeq and is a predicted model, not a curated record.